Messenger RNA from Mesocricetus auratus (golden hamster), 6430 nucleotides. RefSeq names its product zinc and ring finger 3 (gene Znrf3). Gene Ontology annotation, molecular function: ubiquitin protein ligase activity; frizzled binding. The coding region runs from base 202 to 3060 and encodes 952 amino acids. Gene Ontology annotation, biological process: Wnt receptor catabolic process; negative regulation of canonical Wnt signaling pathway; ubiquitin-dependent protein catabolic process. The record is from RefSeq and is a predicted model, not a curated record. NCBI's taxonomy places the organism in Eukaryota, Metazoa, Chordata, Mammalia, Rodentia, Cricetidae. The transcript is spliced from 10 exons.
UGCGGGGGCGGGGAUAACCCCUCACGUGGAGCAGAUGAAAGGGCCGCGGCGCGACGGCCCCAGGAGCGGAGCACAGCCUGCGACCCACAAAGCCGCCGCCGCCGCGAUGGUGCUGUGAGGCGACCGCCCGCGCUCGGUCCUCCGCCGGCCCGCGACUAUGCCCGGCCGCGCCCGUCCUCCGCGCCCUCCCGCCGCAGGACCAUGAGGCCACGCUCGGGCGGGCGCCCAGGGGCCCCGGGCCGCCGCCGCCGCCGCCUCCGCCGCGGCCCCCGCGGUCGUCGCCUGCCGCCGCCGCCGCCGCUGCCGCUGCUUCUCGGGCUGCUGCUGGCGGCCGCGGGGCCCGGCGCGGCGCGGGCCAAGGAGACGGCGUUCGUGGAGGUGGUGCUGUUCGAGUCGAGCCCGAGCGGCGACUACACCACCCACACCACCGGCCUCACGGGCCGCUUCUCGCGGGCCGGGGCCAUGCUCAGCGCCGAGGGCGAGAUCGUGCAGAUGCACCCACUAGGCCUGUGUAAUAACAAUGAUGAAGAGGACUUGUAUGAAUAUGGCUGGGUAGGAGUGGUGAAGCUCGAACAGCCAGAAUUGGACCCCAAGCCAUGUCUCACUGUCCUGGGCAAGGCCAAGAGAGCAGUUCAGCGGGGAGCCACUGCAGUUAUCUUUGAUGUAUCUGAAAACCCAGAAGCCAUUGACCAGCUAAACCAAGGCUCAGAAGAUCCUCUUAAGAGGCCAGUGGUAUAUGUGAAGGGUGCAGACGCUCUCAAGCUGAUGAGCAUUGUCAACAAGCAAAAAGUAGCACGAGCAAGGAUCCAGCACCUCCCUCCUCGACAACCCACUGAGUACUUUGACAUGGGGAUUUUCCUAGCUUUCUUCGUCGUGGUAUCCCUGGUCUGCCUCAUUCUCCUUGUCAAGAUCAAGCUGAAGCAGCGUCGUAGUCAGAAUUCCAUGAAUAGGCUGGCCGUGCAGGCUCUGGAGAAGAUGGAAACCAGAAAGUUCAACUCCAAGAGCAAGGGGCGCCGGGAAGGAAGCUGCGGGGCCCUGGACACACUCAGCAGCGGGUCCACGUCUGACUGUGCCAUCUGUCUGGAGAAGUACAUCGAUGGAGAGGAGCUUCGAGUCAUCCCCUGCACCCAUCGGUUCCACAGGAAAUGUGUAGACCCAUGGCUGCUGCAGCACCACACCUGCCCCCACUGUCGGCACAAUAUCCUAGAACAAAAGGGAAACCCGGGUGCUGUUUGUGUGGGGACCAGCAACCUUACACGUGGUCGGCAGCCAAGAGUGACCCUGCCAGUACAUUACCCAGGCCGUGUGCAUAGGACCAAUGCCGUCCCAGCCUACCCUACCAGGACAAGGAUGGACUCCCAUGGCAAUCCUGUCACACUGCUGACCAUGGACCGGCAUGGGGAGCAGAACCUCUAUUCUCCACAGACCCCCACCUAUAUCCGUGGCUAUCCACCCCUGCACCUGGACCACACUCUGGCCCCUCACCGCUGCAGCCUGGAACACCGGGCCUACUCACCAGCCCAUCCCUUCCGCAGGCCCAAGUUCAGUGGUCGAAGCUUCUCCAAGGCAGCUUGCUUCUCCCAGUAUGAGACCAUGUACCAACACUACUACUUCCAGGGUCUCAGCUACCCAGAGCAGGAGGGCCAGCCAAUCCCCAGCCUCACACCCAGGGGCCCAUCCCGUGCCUUCCCACCAAGUGGUGGCAGCAGUCUGCUCUUCCCUACAGUGGUGCACAUGGCCCCUCCCACCCACGUGGAGAGUGGCAGCACUUCCAGCUUCAGCUGCUACCACGGGCACCGCUCUGUGUGCAGUGGCUAUCUGGCAGACUGUCCGGGCAGUGAUAGCAGCAGCAACAGCUCUGGCCAGUGCCGCUGCUCUUCCAGUGACUCCGUGGUGGACUGCACAGAAGUCAGCAACCAAGGUGUGUAUGGGAGCUGUUCCACCUUCCGCAGCUCCCUCAGCAGCGACUACGACCCCUUCAUCUACCGUAGCCGGGGGCCCGCUGUACACCUUGAAGGCUCGCCACCACCAGAGGAGCUUCCAGCAGCACACAGUCAAGGUGCUGGGCGGGGUGAGCCAUGGCUUGGCCCUGCCUCUCCCUCGGGGGACCAGCUGUCCACCUGCAGCCUGGAGAUGAACUACAGCAGCAACUCCUCGCUGGAACCCAGAGGGCCCAACAGCUCUACCUCAGAAGUGGGGCUCGAGGUUUCUCCUGGGGCCGCCCUGGACCUCAGGAGGACCUGGAAAGGGGGCCCAGAGGGACCAUCAUGCGGUUGCUGCUUUGAUCCCCAGCCCUCUUCCCUGGGCCACGGGACUGGAGCAGCUGCCAGUGGCAGCACCUUAUUCCUGGGUCCCCGGUUCCUUGAGGACUGCAACCCUACAAGUGGGGAGCCUCAACCAGGGAGCUCCCAGGGCCUAUAUGGCCUUCACUCAGACCAUUUUCCCAGGACAGAUGGGGUGAAAUAUGAGGGCCUGCCCUGCUGCUUCUAUGAAGAGAAGCAGGUGGCCCACAGUGCUGGCAGGGGCAAUGGCUGCUACACUGAAGACUACUCCGUGAGUGUGCAGUACACGCUCACUGAGGAGCCCCCACCCAGCUGCUAUGCAGGAGCCCGGGACCUGAGCCCGCGCAUCCCCAUUAUCCCAGAGGAUGUAGACUGUGACUCGGGCUUGCCUCAAGACUGCCAAGGGAUGCACAGCCACAGUCCCUGGGGCGGGAUGCUGGGCUUGGACGUCCCCCGACUCCACUGGAGUCUGGGGACGACCCGGGAAGAGGAACAGGCUCCAUGCUACCAGGCUGAGGUGCCACUGCAACCUGGCUGCUCUCCAGAGGAGGCGGAUGCUUCCAGGGCUAGCCUCUCCAGUGCCCCCCAGGACACUCAGGAGUCCCGUGUCCUGGCUGCUGAGGCUUCAGCAGCGUCCUCCUCACAGACCUUGCUGCACUUGCCUCCUCUGCUUGACCCAGCCUGUGCUCCAUCCCUGCAGCAUGUCAGGUCCAGCUUCACCUCCAGACCUCUUGAUCUCAGACCAGGAUCUGGCCCAGGCAUCGGUACGGGAGCUUGAGCUCAGAAGGAACUCUUUUGUAAAAAUCAGGAACUGUACGGAGACUUCAAAGUCUGGCUUCCUUCAAAACUAAUAUAUAAAACUAAUAUAUAUUAGUUUUGACAAACACAAAAGUGAUAAUAAAGACAGCCCUCCUCAACCCAAAAUGUGAGCCACCUGUGGCAUCCCUUCCCCAUUAACAAACCAACAGACAAAAUCUUGAGUCCUUUGCCUCUUUUAAUGAUGUGUUACUCUAUUUUGUAAUGUGUGCUUGGGGUUCUGAGGUGUGUGGGAUUGAGUUCUCUGCUUUUUUUUUUCUAAAAUGUUAUAUGUAAAUGUAAAAAGUUAUUUAAAUAUAUAUUUUAAAGAACCCUAAAAACCAGCUUUUGUUAAAAAGGAAAAAAAAAGUCACUGCUGCAUUAAAUGAACCACAUCAUGUGUCGAUACUGUCGUCUCCUUGGAGGGACCUCAGGCCUUUGAAAAGCUCAGGGUUACACCUGCCUUAUUGAAAAUGAACCAGAAACUUGAAGUAAAAAGUUAGUUGAUAGGGGUACAAACUCUGAGGAACAAUGCAAAGCUGCCUCUCCUUUUUCCCCUUAUUGAGGCAAAUCUGGACUUCAGGGCUUCUGGAAAGCCACACCUUUCCUGCCCACACCUGUAGGCAGCCAUGGACACUGCUAGGAACAGGAUGGAAAGGGGAGGUGUCAAGCCAUUGUUGCCUGGGCCCCAGGUUGUUGGGGACGGUUGUGCCCAUUCUCUUCUGUUCCUUUGGGUCAUCGUCCUUGUCCCAGCAUAAUCUGGGACUGUCACUAGGCUCUCUUCUGCACUCUGGCCAUUGUGGCGGGGGAGAGAUGCCCUCAGCCUUACUGUCUAGCUGUCCAGCUCUGGAGUCUUCUGUAAAAUUGUUUUGGGCUUUGUGCCAUCAGUUGCAGAGGUGGUUUGAAUGGGUGUGCAGGGCAGACCCCAGGAGGAAUGUUGCUUUGUGGCCGUGGUGCCCUGCAGAGAACAAGCGCUCCUCACCCAACAGCAGUGUACCUCCCCUUGAAGAAAGGCAUGCUGGGCACAACUGUGCCCAUGUGUCUGGGGGCAGCCACACCCUCGACUGUUGCCCCCUUCGGGUGCCUUUCUAAGGGGCACAUGCUUGACCCACGGGUGUGCACUAAGCUCCAUUUGAACCCAUUUCCCAUCCCCAGAAAACGGCUUCAGGCUCCUCAGGCCUCUGCCUAGUGGCUGCAGUAGCUCAUUCCACCAGCAGAGGUCUGCUGGCCUGUCUGCCAGAUGCACUAUAUGUACUGAUUCUCCAUGGGACAGACUAUCAGAUAGCUCAGACCCAAAGGGGAGGCAUGCGUAUAUUUUUUCCAGCCUCCUCUUUUUUAAGGGGAAGGGAGAGUUUUUUUUAAACCCAAACCAUUUUUGGUUGUUUUUGUUGCUAUUGUUUUUAAGAUGUUUUGUUUGUUUUUAAAAGGGAGAGAUAAUCUAUUUAAAACUACUUCAGGGAUUGUAAUCCUUUUUGUCCAAUAUAGUCCUUGUUCUUAAAAAUGUUUUCUUUUCCUUAGAGGAAACUAAUUGUGUUGGCCCUGUGUCAAUAACUCUUCUGGUCACUUUUAUUCAUUGAUUUAGCAGAUACCUUUUGCCAUCUGAAAGAGUUUGGCCUAGUAGGUCUGAAAACUCAGUUACGGAAUGGAACCUUGGAACCUGGGGAAAAGGGGAUCACCCUGGAUUGCCAGAGACAGAAAUAACCCCUCUCCCAGUCAGACUCCCAGGAAGUUGACGCAGGGGCCAGAUUGUACAUUUCAAGACUAUCGGAAUGCUUUGUUCUUUAAAACCCCAUCCUAAGGAGAGGACAUUGAUUAUUUCUAGCCAGGAUCUGACAGAAGUCCCACAUCAGAUGAUUCAGCCAUUUAACCCUAUAGGAAGAGGCCAUGGUGAAAUGUGUCCUUCUGCCCAACUCUGGGGGUCUGUCCCUUGAGGGCUCCUCCUCCAGCCUGUGCCCAGUGCACCUGUUGGAAAGGGUGUGAGAAGGCCCUAAGCUGUUGACAUGUGACCGAGGUUGCCUUUAUUCUGGGGCCAGGAGCUGCAGCUGCUAAGAACGACAGCUUGCCUUGCUGUGCAGUGGGGAGUGGGGGCAGUUUCUCAUGUGAACUGCAAAGGUCAGCGUUUCACUGUUAGGUUGUUUGUCUUUUCUGGUUUUGCUUUUUUGUUUUUAGUGUCUGCACGUGCAUAUCUCUCCCUUGGCUGAAACAAACCCCAGAAAGGGCUGUCUUGGUCCUGGCUAGAAUAUCACUUCUGAGUCAUCUUAAACAGUGCAUAAAUGAGAAUCUGAAUGCCACUGGAAGAAGUCAGAUGAACAAGCUCAGCCUCCUCUGAAAGAGUGGUGAUGGCAGGGGCUAGGGAGAUGGGACAGACACUUGUCAUUGUUAUAGUUUGGGAGUAGUAGAAACAAAAGGAACAAAAUCACCUGUCAACUAUCUUAUGUCACCAUUUAAAUAAAAAGAAACAGUGUCUUUGAAGUUCUAAGACUCUAAUAUUGGUGACAAGUAUCCUCUGUUGGGGAGUGGAAGGGGAUACAAGUCAGUAGUGUAUGGUAAUUGCAUAGUCAUGGACAAGGAGCACCACACUUUCCCCUGGGAACCCCGCUACCAUCUAAGUGUGUGAGAGCAAGUAUGAGCUUGCUGUCAGCCCUGGGUAUAAAACUGUACAACUCUAGAAUCAGAUGGAAAUGGAAGUGUGGGCAUUCAGCCCCUGUAGCUGACAGUUUCCCCUCUCCUUCAGGCCCAAGCCAUAUUACUAGGUUCCGUCUUCAGUCCUGUGGUUCAGUCCCUCCCCUCUGUCUUCUGGUCUCAAAGUUCACACAGGACUAACGCUUUUAAAAUGUGGUCUAUAAAAGAAUUAGUUGAAAGUAUCAUCCUUUAAAUGAAUCUACCUUUUUCUAUUCCUUACAUAAACUUUUUGUAUUGUUGGUCUAACAGGACACUUUUUUUUUCUCCCAUAGCACUUAAGAUUUUUGUAAAGACUUUGCUGUAAAGGUUUUGUGAUAAAAUGGUCUAAGGGCUCUUUUCAACAUUACCAUUUGAAAAACUGUUUUUAAAGCUAGAAAACAACUUGUGUAUAUUCUGUAUAUGUAUAGCAGCACAUUUCAUUUAUGGAAAUAUGUUCUCAGAAUAUUUAUUUACUAAUAUAUUUAUCUUAAGCCAUGUCUUAUGUUGAGAGUGUGACAUUGUUAAAAUAAUCAUUGAAAAUGACUAACAAGGCCCUGUAAAUACCAUGAUAAUUGCACACAGAUUUUACAUAUUUGCAGACCAAAAAUGAUUUAAAGCAAGUUGUAGUCUUCUAUGGUUUUGUAACAAAUUGUACAAAUGACUGUAAAAAAAAUACAAUUUUAUCAAGUUUG